AUGAUGAGUUGGUGCUGCCUCAGGCAUCUGGUAAAGACUCUGGCAAGAUAUAGGCAUCGCAGGAACACCCACCGCAGGCUGUUUGUGGAGGCACUCAAGCGGAAGAUUGAGAAUAGAUACCCGGCAGAUGCAUACAUUGAGAAAAUGCAGGACACAGUGUUCAUCACGUCCAUCCAGAUGUUUGACAUGUUCACACCUCAGAGACGUGCCAGGCACCUUGUGUGGGCCACCUUCAUGAUGAUGGCAGUUACAUGUGUUGUGUUUGCAUUCAUGGCUGGCACCUUCCCCCUCUACCGGCUUCAAAAGGGCUAUGAGGCUGAUGUUGCUGCCCUCAGUUAUGGUCCAGACGAGUUGUGGGACUGGGCAACAGUCCGCAACAGCACUACCAGGUUCGAUUUCGAGUUCCUGCUGGGCUGGGGCGGUCGCUACCUGCCGGCAGUCAACGACGGCCAGUCCUAUCGCUGGUUCACGUCGAUCAUGCUGCACCAGAGCUUUGUGCACCUCCUAUCCAACGCCCUGAUCUUUGUGGUGCUGGGUAGCUACCUGGAGUACAGAUAUGGCGGCGUGCGGGUGAUGGCUGUGGUCGUCUUGGCAGGGCUGGGCGGCAACCUUCUCAGUGCGGUGGCCGAGGAUCGCUGCUCGAUCGUGGUGGGGGCCAGCGGCGUGGUGUUUGGCUUCAUGGGCUUUGGCAUCGUGGACCUUGUCCUCAACCGGGAGGUCUUGCUGCACUCUGCCAUUCGCUUCGUCAUCUGUGCCCUCUUCGUCACGUUCAUAGUUAUGACGCUUGUCAUGGAGGAGUACAGCUCCCACAUCUCGCAUGCCGGAGGCUUCCUGUGCGGCUUCGUUCCGGCGCUCCUCUUCAUCCCAGACAUUAAGUACGAGCGCUUGGAGGCCAUGCUGGUGUGGGGCGUGGCGGGCUUCGUUGUGAUCUUCUUCACUGUGCUGCCCACGGCCAUCUACUACAGCGUUCUCCCGACGCUCCAGUGCUGA
Molecule: messenger RNA, 990 nt
Organism: Ostreobium quekettii
Lineage: Eukaryota; Viridiplantae; Chlorophyta; Ulvophyceae; Bryopsidales; Ostreobiaceae
Source: the annotation of a GenBank genome assembly